Molecule: messenger RNA, 1446 nt
Organism: Lodderomyces elongisporus
Lineage: Eukaryota; Fungi; Ascomycota; Pichiomycetes; Serinales; Debaryomycetaceae
Exons: 2
Coding region: 1-1446 (481 amino acids)
Source: RefSeq, a predicted model, not a curated record
AUGCCCUUUUUUAAUAAAUGUUUUCAAAACGUCUUUGCAAAGGAUUCCAAACCUUUUUACUUUUCCAAAAAACUUGGAUCUCAACUGCCUGUCCAAGAAUCUAUAAUUCCAGAAGAGGCCGAAAGGUUUCUCAUUGCUGAAGGUGUUAGACGCUCCACAAUUGCCGGUGAGAAAAGACCGUGCAAAAGAGGUGAUGUUUUCAAAGUGUCCUUGCUGUUCCAGGGGUUGAGGACAAAAUUCAAAUCGUUCAACCCAAAGAUGUUCCAAUGGAUGAAAUGGUUGCAGCAAGUAAACGACACCGAUUUUAUACAAUCGUUUGUUUCGAAGCAACAUUCUGUGGUUAGAAUUGGUGAGUCUGCAUUUACAUCUGCUGAUAAAAAGUAUCUCAUCUACAGAGUUUCAAAGGAACACUUUGAAGAAAUUGAAAGUGAAGUUGCAAAUUCAACUACUCUCUGGGAAGAAGAUUUAGUUUUGCCUCCAUAUCUUCAUCUUUUUAGUAUGAAGGUCUAUGAUGAGGACAGGUACUAUACUAUAAGCCCUGUUCUUGACAACAAGGCUGAUAGGGAGUACCCUUCGGAACAAGACACAAACAGCGCUAACUACACAAACAGCGCUAAUUACACAAACAACACUAGUUACACAAACAACACCAAUUACACAAACAACACCAACGACGCUAACAACGCUAACAACGCUAACAAGACCAACAACACCAACAACACCAACAACACCAACAACACCAACAACACCAACAACACCAACAACACCAACAACACCAACAACACCAACAACACCAACAACACCAACAACACCAACAACACCAACAACACCAACAACACCAACAACACCAACAACACCAACAACACCAACAACACCAACAACAACAACACCAACAACACCAACAACACCAACAACACCAACAACACCAACAACACCAACAACACCAACAACAACACCAACAACAACAACAACAACAACACCAACACCAACAACACCAACAACACCAAUGAUGCUAACUACAUAAGUGAUUUCAUUUCUACACGAAACACUUGCUAUACCAAUGAAGCUUUGUCUACUGCGCAUUGUUCCCGCACGUCGUGGCAACACAUAUACUGUAUUGAUCAAGAUAGUAUAAUGGGCACUAUCGGGAUUCCAAUGCUUGCCGAGGAGAGGGAGAAUCUACUCUUAAAGCUUUCACAACAAACAAAACAUCUUGUAGCUCAAAAGAAAACAAACUACAAGCUUGUUAUAGGAAUUGUCUUUAAUGAGAAAAUUCGACCAAAAAUCCAAGUUUGGUUUGACGCCCACCACCGAAUUUAUAAGGGAGAGGGCAGGAUUAAGACUCUCUUCAGGUUUGGCAAAGCAAAGGCCAGAACACCUGAAGAGUAUGCUUCAUGGUUGCUAGAAAGUUUAGAUCAACACAUUGAGAACUUGGACAAAGCUUAA